This is a messenger RNA of Cladocopium goreaui, 5280 nucleotides long. The record is from the annotation of a GenBank genome assembly. Lineage: Eukaryota; Dinophyceae; Suessiales; Symbiodiniaceae.
GUCCGGGAUCCCAAGGCAGCUCCUGGAAGUGCGGGCAACAUGUUAGCAGCCAUGUCAACACUUUACGUGGACUGCACCAGUCUGCCGGGUGAAUGGGACUCAGCGGAUGAGAUCCGCAAUCGACUUCGAAGCAACCAGCAGUUGGUUUCGAACGAUGGUGGCAAGGAUGUCAAGAUCCAACGCUGCGUGGCAAACUACGAUGUCCUGAUACCCAUCUUGACACAGAUUGGGUGUGGCUGCCGUCUUGCUGAGAUCGAAGGUCUUCGAGAAGCUGUAGGAAAUGUCUAUGCCAGGAACCAGCGUGAACCAACUACUGACAUAGUUGAUGAUGACGCUUGGUCGGUUCGUGACAUGGUCUUCUUCGUCAAGCGCAAGACCCAGCGACAGGAGGAUCCAGUCUUUCAGUCCCUGUGCCUUCUGGUCAAUCCGAGUCUCGAGGGGCUGGUGGAUGAUGUCAACGCCAAGAGACGAAAGCUUGGGAAAUACGCGGGCAAUGAAGAUCAGCCGCCUGCCCCGGAAUCUGUGGACACUGCUGCUGAUCCACCAGUCGCUGAUCCACCAGCAGCCCCAGUUCCCAAAGAUUCCAUGGGUUCGGCUGAAAAGACUCCCAAAACCACAGGUGAUACCAACAAGGGUCCCAUGGCUACUGGUUUCAAAGUUGCAACCCCCCAGCAAAAGGUGUUACCAAAGGCAUCUCCAGCAGCUGUUGCGCCCCCCAGUGCUCCUUCCAAAGAGGGUAGCGUGCCAGCGAAAGCAUCACCUCACCAGCCAGGAAGUGUGGUGGCUGACGCUGCUGAUGAUGUGCAUGCAGCUUUGGCACAGAAGAAAGCCUUGCUCCUACAGAUCCAGCAGAAACGAUUGAGUCUGAAGGCUUCACCUGCACUGCCAACGGGGCCCCCGGUUGGGAAACUUGUGCUGGGCCGAGGACAGUCUGUCCCAAUCUUUGGUGAUGACGAUAUGGAGACUUUUCCCAUGGCAGAGGAUGAAGCUGCCAAUGUGGCUGCUCGGGAGGCUACCAGCCCUACGACAACUUCUGGCCCCAAAGGUCAUGAAGACUUGGCAACUGACAGCCCAUCCACCAAACGUGCGAAGUUCCAGAAAGCCAUCCCCAUUUCAGAUGAGUCUAUGGUGGCUCCCACUGAGAUUGACCAGACACCCGCUGGAAACCGUGAUGGUCGUGAUGAACCCAGUGCUGACAAUGAUCAACCCAGUGCUGGUGGUGAAGCACGUGAUGAAUUCGGUGAUGAACCAGUUGGUGGGUCCGAUGCUACUGAGUACUAUGAGGCAGAGUCUGAUGGCGAGAAGCAGCAAUCCGUGCCUCCAUCUGCACCAUCUGCCGAGGAAGUAUUCAGUCGCCGUGAUCAACUUUCUCUUCGGUCUUCCAAGAAGGAAGCCAACAAGGAGAAGAAGGAGAAAGGCACGAGAUCUAAGAAGACCAAGGACAAAGACCAGGAGACUGACAAGGGCAAAGUGACUGACAAACGGACGCAGCGCAAGAAGAAGGACAACACACCGAAUACCAGCAGCAGGUCAUCCAAGAAGUCAGAGGGGAAGCCAGCAAAGCGAAAGGCCGCUGAGAAUUCUGAGCCAGAGAAGACGAAACCCAAGAGGUCUCGUGCAUCUUCUUCUUCAAAGGCUUUGCCAUCAGAGCCAAAGGUGAAGAAAGUGAAGCAAUCCAAAGCUGAUCAGACCACCAACCAGAAGAAGCGCCAGGACAAGACUGAGUCAGACCAGGCAUCCAAAAGAAGGAAGUCAUCAGCAGCCAAACCCAAAGAUGUCGAGUUGGACAAGUUCGUCACUGAGCAGAACGGGAUUGCCCAGUGGAUCAACAACACGGGCAUUGACUACAACAAUCCUGACCUUGCCGACUUCAAGAAGAAAGUGAGGCGGGUUCUGACCAAGUUUGAGUUCUUUGCCCCGAAUAUCUACUGGACCACCUACAAGUGCGGCUUGACCAUGUGGCAUGGGGACGGUGGCAAGUUGGACGUUGCAACCUUCAGCUUUGACAAAGACCAGCGCUCAACUUUGAUCUCCAUUGCUUGCGCAGAGCUCCUAGCAGCACGUGCAGAAGAAUCAGCUGCAGUCACCGAGGAGGACUUCUACCAGGAGGUCGAUAUGCUCAAGGUCAGCAUGGAUGGCUCCUCGCCGCGGAAAGCGGCCCAGCAUCUCACAUGCCCGGCGAGCCCGGCAAAGGAGUUUCUUCUUAUUAUCUUGCUGGUGGUUUGGACGGAAGGUCUCUACGAACUUGGUCAGGUGUAUGAUUGGCUGGAGUUCUUUGCAGGCAAUGCAGCUUGCACCACCUUUGCAAGGUUUCCCGAGCUAGCUGGCACAUGGCUGGGUUUGGAGCUGAUCUAUCCGGACCCCUUUGGCCUCGCCAUCUCGGAGAUCAUCGAUGACCUCAAGCGGUGCAAGUUUGGGUGCCCUGACCUCCCAGACCAGGUGCCAAAGGCGGUGGAAUCCUUUAAGGAAUCCAAAUCUGGCAAAGACUCGGGUCUUUUUGACCAUGCCGAUUUAGAGGCAGUUUUUCGAUACUUGCGAAAGUGUACCAACCUUCAAGUCCCCAAAGAUUGGGAAGAGCUAGUUCCCAAAAGGCUGAGUUUUGCCGACGGCAUGUCAAAAUCUUCUGUGGGUUUGAGCUGUGGCACUUUAGUCGAUGGCUAUGGUGCGGUUACAGAAGAGGAUGAAGAGCUUGAAGCGCAGCAUGAGGCUAGCAAUGCCACAGAGACCAACCAGGCGACUGCUGAACUUGAGACGCAGCCAGGGGAUCCCUUUGGACAACCAGUGGCGGACUCUCAAGAUUGCCAAGAGCAUGAUGGAGCUGAGACACCGCCUGAGGUCGUUGCCGAGCAUGGUAAUCCUCAAGAGGAUGAACCACCUGUUGGGGAAGAUGCUGACGAAGGUGAUGCGAAGGGUGAUCAACAAAGAGCUCAGGGAAAGGGGAAGAGGUUUCGACGUCCACUCACCAGACGUGAACUCCUCCGGAAUGCUGCCAAGGCACGCAUCCGGAGGAUGAUUGCUGAGAAGAAACGUAGAUCUGACCUCUGUGCACCCGCAAUGGUCAAGGAACAGUGGGAGAAGGGCACGAAAGAGAAGGACGAGAUGGCUCAAUUGCUCCAGGACACAAACUGGGACAAGGAGCUAUUCUUUACCCAGCUGGAAUUGGUCAUUCGCAAGAAGAUGAAGGUCAAGAUCACACGCAAUGAGGGCUGGUAUAGCGAACUUGAAUUGAAGAAUGAGUUGAAGUGGAGCACGCAGCGCAUUGCCGGUGUCAAGAAGGUGUGCGAACAGUCGCCCAAGACCCACAUCAGGUCCAACAGAUAUGAUGGAAUGCAAGAGUACUGGGUGGUGAUCCGGGAGUCGGCUGAGCAUACUGAAAGCAAGACCCAUGAAGAGAGUUACCGUGAGAACAAGAAGGUGGCUCCCAGUGACAUGCCUGCAGCAGACCCAAACGCUUUUCAAGGCAUUGACAAACACCUUGAACGAGAACAGCAGAUUGAAGCUGCUGCGCCCGAAGAGACCGUUUCUGCUCAGAUCGAGGCCGGUUUAUGGCCGAUCAAGACCUUGGAGGACAACAUUGCCAAGGUUGAUGCCCAGUAUGAGAUCAUGAUUGACUUGAUGGCCAAGGGAGAGAAUGAUGGCUUCACUGCCGAGAGCGCCAAGAAGUUUUACGACAAGUCCACUGCUGACGGUGCCGAGGAUCCCCCUAAGACGCCUAAAACCCCUGGUGCCAAAGGCCCCACCAAGACUGUCAAGCAGAAAGGUGAGGAGGAAGCUAAGAAGCCGGCGCCCAAAAGUGCCGGACCAAGCCUGCGACGAUGGAUGCGAGACGUUGAAGCUGGUCCUUUUCCAUGGCCUGUCCCAGCAGUGCGAAAGGAUGUUGAGAUGACCCCCAAGGCCCCUUGCAGCUCUACAAUACGAGCGGCCCGGGCAGUGAUUGAAGAAGUCCCCAGUGCUCUAGAGCGCACAUGUGCUGUAGUUCUGCAUGGAGACGAAGGCCGUACGAAGAAAAAAUCUGCAAUCAUGGUUUUGAAUGUCAGUAGCCUUUUGGGGUUUGGGAGCAACGUGAAGAACCGCAGGGCUUCCCUUGAGACUGACUAUGCAAAGCAAGACAUCAACUUCACCGGAAACACUUGGGCAACACGGUGGCUACUGGGUGUCAUGCCUAAGGGGCUGUAUGAUCCCAAAAAAGGUGAUGCGGAGGCAUUUGACAGGAUGUCCCAAGCACUAGUUGACGAUAUGAACCAACUCAUUCAAACUGGUGCCCUCUCAGUCAAAGGUGAGAAACAUUGGCUGGUGGUUCUUUAUGUGACUGGCGAUUGGCCUUUCCAUCAAAAGUCUUUCCACUUGGGCCGUACAUUUGGUUCAGUUGCCAAGCAGCCGUCUUCAAAGACGGCGCCUAAAGGAAUCUGUCACAAUUGUUGCGCAGAUCAGGACGGCUAUCCUUUUGAGGAUUUUGAAAGCCCCGAACCCCGGUGGAGAACUACAGUUGGACUAGAUCCACCAUUCCUUCAAGACCCAGUGUUCUUGCAGUUGCCGCAUGAUCAGGCGAUGCCAACUUCAAUGAUCGGCUUAGACCUAUUUCACGGCUUUCAUUUGGGAGCAGGCAAAGUAUUUUGCUCUUCAGUUUUGGUCUUGGUUAGUGAGAUCCUUGAAGGCUCUUCAGUAGCCAAAAGGUUUGAAAGCUUGCAUGACUUGUUUUUUCGCUGGUGUCAACUUCGAAAUCAACAUCCUUACAUCAAAAAGCUUUCACAGGAGACUGUCAAGUGGAUACAGACAACUGACUUUCCAAGUGGUGCCUGGUCAAAAGGUAGUACAACUCUUUGCUUGCUUCGUUUCAUCAUUGAAACAUGCAGGGAACACGAAAACGAGAUUGAGGACACUUUGCUUCACACUUGCUACAUUGCCGCUGUUGAAAUUGACAGUUUCUUCUCCAAGAUUUACAAAGAAGGUGUUUGGAUUCCAGGUGACAAGGCGCGAGAAAUUGCUGCGCAUGGUUUUGCGUUUCUCAAGUUCAAUGGUCGUGCUGCGCGUGCGGCGUUUGAGGAAAACAGGGCUCUACUGCCAUUUAUGCCCAACUUGCACCGGCUUCAUGAAAUCUUCUUUCUUAUGGUUGAUCAAGUGAAAACGGCUGGAUUUUGUCUCAGCCCAUUGGUGUGGAGCUGUCAGUUAGCUGAAGAUUACAUCGGCAAACCAAGCCGUUUGAGCAGACGCGUUAGCACGCAAUUGGCUGUGACGCGGACCCUUCAAAGAAGCCUUGAGGCUACGCAUGUGCACUUUAGA